This is a messenger RNA of Merops nubicus (carmine bee-eater), 1110 nucleotides long. RefSeq names its product zinc transporter ZIP13. Lineage: Eukaryota; Metazoa; Chordata; Aves; Coraciiformes; Meropidae. The transcript has 8 exons. The coding region runs from base 79 to 1110 and encodes 343 amino acids. Gene Ontology annotation, molecular function: zinc ion transmembrane transporter activity. Gene Ontology annotation, cellular component: membrane. Gene Ontology annotation, biological process: intracellular zinc ion homeostasis; zinc ion transmembrane transport. The record is from RefSeq and is a predicted model, not a curated record.
GGAGUCGCAGCCCCCGUCUCAGAACUGUUCUCCCUGCCCUUUUCAGAGAUCGGCCAGCCCGGCUGAGACCACUUAGCGAUGACAAAACAAAAGCUUCUGCUUGAUGGGACACUCUCCCUGUUUCUGAUCGUGACCUGUGAAGCUCAGCAGCUCCCAAGGAGUCAUGUUGCUGCCAGUUCUGGCCCGCUCUGUGAGAAGGAAGCAGAGUCCUGGGGAAGCCUGUUCAGCAGCGAGCGGCUGGAUGCCUGGAUCUGUUCCCUCGUCGGUUCGUUUAUGGUGGGGCUGAGUGGGGUCUUCCCCUUGCUGGUGAUCCCGUUUGAGACGGGCGCUGCUCUGCGCUCGGAAGCUGGAUCACACCGUUUGAAGCAGUUGUUGAGUUUUGCAAUUGGUGGGCUACUGGGAAAUGUGUUUCUGCAUCUGCUUCCUGAAGCCUGGGCCUACACAUGCAGUGCAACAACAGGUGAAGCACAGAGCUUUCAGCAGCAGAAGCUUCUGGGUCUCUGGGUGAUCACUGGUUUCCUGACCUUUCUGGUAUUAGAGAAGAUCUUCCUAGAGGAAGAAGAGGAGUGCCCUGCUGUGGACUGUGAUUCCAAAGCACCAGCUGGAAGGAUUUCCAACGGCAGUGGCUACCCCCUGCCAAAGGUGGCGGGCCAGUCCCAAGGAGCAGGAACAGGUUCAACUCACUGUAAUGGCUCCUCCCUCCAGGCUUGUCCCAGAGACAACAGAAUCAAGAUUAGUGGAUACCUCAAUCUCCUGGCCAACACCAUUGACAACUUUACACAUGGCCUGGCGGUAGCAGCCAGCUUUCUGGUUAGCAGAAAGGUUGGUUUUCUAACCACAAUGGCCAUUCUCCUGCACGAAAUUCCACACGAGGUUGGAGACUUUGCAAUCCUACUUCGGGCUGGCUUUGACCGCUGGAGUGCAGCCAAGAUGCAGCUUUCCACUGCUCUUGGGGGGAUUCUAGGAGCCUGCUUUGCAAUGUGUGCUCAGUCACCGAAGGGAGCAGGGGAAACAGUAGCCUGGAUCCUCCCUUUCACAUCUGGAGGGUUUCUGUAUAUUGCCUUGGUAAAUGUUGUGCCUGAUCUCCUGGAGGAAAAGAAUCCUUGGUAA